This is a messenger RNA of Dichomitus squalens LYAD-421 SS1, 1327 nucleotides long. RefSeq names its product CDF manganese transporter. Gene Ontology annotation, biological process: transmembrane transport; monoatomic cation transport. The record is from RefSeq and is a predicted model, not a curated record. Gene Ontology annotation, molecular function: monoatomic cation transmembrane transporter activity. Lineage: Eukaryota; Fungi; Basidiomycota; Agaricomycetes; Polyporales; Polyporaceae. Gene Ontology annotation, cellular component: membrane. Bases 1 to 1230 code for a protein of 409 amino acids. The transcript has 14 exons.
AUGAGCGGCGUAGACUUCAAUCAGGACGACCUCGACUACCUCGCGUCGCGUUCAGGUCCUUCGACCCCCGGUCGUCCAAGUUCCUCGAGCUCUGGCACCGAUGGCAAAGGCAGAGACGUAGAACGGGGUUCGCGCUCGACCGUACCCAGCGAACAUGCCGAUCCCUACUCGUUACGUGACGGAUACAAGACGCCUGAAGACCUUGGCACCCUCAAGAAGGCUAGGUCAGGUCGAGCAGUUAGCAAGUUCUACGAGAAGCAGAAUGAUCUCAUCGCAUCUCUCCUCAAGCCGAUGGAGGAACACACGGAAGACGCGAAGCAGGAGCAAGGCUCUUCGCAAGCACAGGUUCGAAUCGCUAUCUGGGCGAGUCUGCUUGCCAACAUCUUCCUUUGCGUUCUGCAAAUGUACGCUGCCAUCGCUUCCGAAUCUUUGUCUCUUCUCUCCACCGGUAUCGAUGCCGUCUUCGACAUGAGUAGCAACAUGUUGCUAUUCUGGCUUCACCACAAGGCCGCUCACAUGGAUAAGAACAAGUGGCCUGUGGGCGGCGCCCGCCUCGAGACGAUUGGUAACAUUCUCUACGGUUUUCUCAUGGGUUCCGUGAACAUUGUCGUCUUCAUUGAAUCCGCGCGUAGCAUUAUUGCCCGUGAAAGCGACGAAGACACGAAUGUGCUUCAUCUCGCGUCGCUCAUCGAGGUGUCCGCAGCGUGGGGCGUCAAGCUUCUCCUUUUCUUGUACUGCUAUUCCCUGCGCAAGCAAUCUAGCCAAGUUCAAGUCUUGUGGGAGGACCACAGGAAUGACUUGUGGAUCAAUGGUUUCGGUGUCAUCAUGUCCGCGGGCGGUAGCAAGAUCAUUUGGUAUCUUGACCCCCUCGGUGCCAUGCUCAUUGCCCUCUUUGUCAUUAUCUCUUGGGGAAGCACUAUUUAUGAGCAAUUUGAACUCCUCGCCGGGAAAUCCGCCCCGCAUGAGUUCAUCCAGCUCAUCAUCUACAAGGCCGUGACCUUCAGCGACGAGAUCGAGAAAAUUGAUACCGUGCGAGCCUACCACAGCGGACCUGACUACUUCGUUGAGCUGGACGUCGUCAUGAGCGCGGACACGCCCCUGUGGAAGGCGCACGACGUUGCUGAGAAACUGCAGGACAAGAUAGAAGCGCUCCCAGGCGUUGAGCGUGCCUUCGUGCACGUCGAUCAUGAGACGUCCCACGCGCCUGAGCAUGGCAAAUAUCGCGAUUAGCAUUGCAUCGUGCGGUCUUCCGAGAACAUGAUACCAUCCCCAUCUCACGCAGGGGCAAAGAUUGACAGAUGAUAUUCUCAGUUUCCUGGUAGAUAUC